AAAGAAAAAAAAACGUAAUGGUAUAUAAUAUUAGCUCCUCAUUUUUUCCCCAUUUGGUCUUUCUAGUUGGUUUUUUUUUUUUUUGCCUUCGUUCUUGACUGCCGACCAAAAUCGCCAUGCGCUGCCCGACAUUGUCUCGAAAGUGCCCAGUAGACAUUCCUUCACCAAUUUCAAUGGCAGAACUUGCGCUCCAGGACUAUGAGAUGCAGCUAAUGCUGUUUGAGCAGCAGAACAAGGCACGGCUGCUGACGGCCAUGGAGCAACAAGCACGCGACUAUUACAUGGAGGAGCCGCCCUCGAGCGCACAAGCACUCAUCGACUCCAUACCCGACGCCCAUACUAGUGCGCUCCAAUUAGGUCAUUUUUUGCAAACGAACUCUGCCAAGGGAAUGACCGAAAGCGGAUGGUUGGAGCUGCACAUGAUCGAGGGCAAAGACCAAAUCUUCUUGGAGCGGCCGUCUUGGACCUGGACUUCGGUCUACCACCGACAUCUGGACUUCAACCAACAAACCCUAGUCCCCGACGACAGCAAAAAUUCACAAAAACUACUAUCGGAGGCCGCCUUUGUGGUUCGAAAACACUAUCGACACCACUGCCAGCCUAAGCAACUCGCACAUAUCCAUACCCCGAACGCAGCACCUCAAGGGCCAGCUGCCGCCCCACCUAUUCCAGUCAGAGAAACCAUUGAGCUACAGUCGGAUGAAGUUGCUGCUGCGCUCAAACAGUUCCUCCAGAGACAACCGAAUUUUACGUCCCACUUUCCAGACUGGGAUUUUGCCGCGCCGCUGGAAUCCCCGUUUAUGUUUUGGUAUCAGUAUGGAAACCAACCUCUUCCCGAAUCCACACCUCAAUGGCAAGCAGAGCUGCUGCGUCCACUAUUUUCGUGGCUCGCCAGCAACUAUGGUGCAAUACACAGGGAGAUAGCAACCAGAAUUGCUCGAGGGGUAGUGUCCAGGUCGACCGUGCAGUUCCUUUUCCGUCCCGGGCAGGCCUUGGUCGACAUGGCCGCCGAAGGGUCCCAGGGCUACAUUGCUACGUCAUGGCCGGUGUGGCAGUCGAGGAGUAAACCAGAGUGCGAUUCCACCAAAGAGGAAUGGGAGCUGACGGCAUGGUCUUAUGCGUUUCGGCCGGGGGGUUUUGACUCAAUCCAAGUCCGUCUGCGAAUUUGUCUCAAUGCACCAGACGGGGCCUCAGAGGUUGACGUCAACGCGUUGAACAUUCGACCGGUUUCGUUUGUCAGUAGGGAGGUCUACUCCGCACUGGCAUUUCGAGGAGCAAACAUGUGGGCGAUGCGGAAUGGAGGCUAUUACCAACACCAGGUCGAUUCUCAUCAGGACUUGAACUUGCAACGAGGGAGAUGCCUGAUUGACAUCGACGAGUAUAGCCGCCUGAACCCGCCAACCGGGGAGUCAGCCCCGGGAGUGCAGAGGCCGAGGUCCAUUCAACCGAGCGAUGAUCGGUUAUUAGUAUUUCCCAGCAAAAUACCAGUCUACGACCUCUGCAGGGAAACAUGGGAGCAAAUCCCACCAGAAGAUAUCCAAGAGGUAGUCUUCAUGGAGUCACCAAUCACCAAGAGUGCACUCAGCUGGCAGAAAUGGGAGGUUUUGGAGCAGUUGAUGACCCCUGACCGCGACAGGCAUGCGGGUCCCCGGCGGCUGGUCAGCUUAUUCCAUGGCCCUCCUGGGACGGGGAAAACCUUUGCAGCGGAGAUGAUGGCCGAUCACGUCGGCAAGCCACUGUUUCGUGUCGCGUGCAGGGACAUGGCCAUCGACCUCGAGACCGUCCGGACACGCCUCGAUGCCGUGUUUGCGCUCGCGAAAAAGUGGAGCGGCAUGGUGCUGCUCGAGGACGCAGAUCGUCUGGUGCAGCAACACCAAGAUUCCUCCUCGGACCAGGGACAAAAGGCUCGUCUCGGUCUCGUGUUUUACCUGCUCGGGCUAUUCCAAAAUUUCGACGGCGUGGUGAUUGUGACGACUAGCUGCGUCGACGUCUUUGACGAAAAGCUAAAAACCGCCUUCUCCUUCAACCUCAAGUUUCACCGGCUCGACGGGCCCGGCUGCAGAACAGUCUACCUCAACCUGAUUGACGUUUUGCUACAAAGGGGACUGGGUGGAGCCGUCGCGGGAGCGGGCAAGCGCCAGCUGGAACGAGAAUCUCGGGCUGCGGGAAAAGCAACAAGCGCCAAUGAUUCAGCUAUCCGAGGCGCGUGGCUUGCUGCGGCGCAGCCGCUGGAGGGCAUGGGGAUGAACGCCUGGGAGAUAACAAGGGCCUUUGAGACUGCCCUGCGCCUGGCUGGUUCCGAAAGGACGACGCUGUCGCCGGCGCACUUGAAGCAGGUCAUAGAUUGCAUGUUGUAAUUUACAGGCAAUGGAAUGGUUGAAACAUUUUCCACUUUUUUUUUCCUUUCUCCUUGCAACAAAGACUCAAACUUGUAAAGGUCAUCGUACUUGGAGGGGUGGCAUGCCGAAGACACUUGCCGACAUCAAAAUACGUCUGUAUUGUCAGCCGCCGGGCACAACUGGGGGGGCGCUUGGGAUUGGAUUUGCCCUGCUACCAACUUUCAACUCGCUAGCCAACACAUAGACCCACAGCGCGGCGACGGACUCUCAUCACGCUUGGCGCACGUUAUCGGCGGAUGCUUUGAUCCUUUUAAAAAAAGAAAGCCAAGGUAACUAAACACGGAAGGUCACACCCGACCCCGCCCUGUCAAAAUCCG
Messenger RNA from Pyricularia oryzae 70-15, 2716 nucleotides. RefSeq lists its product as uncharacterized. The record is from RefSeq and is a predicted model, not a curated record. Bases 117 to 2357 code for a protein of 746 amino acids. Gene Ontology annotation, molecular function: ATP binding; ATP hydrolysis activity. NCBI's taxonomy places the organism in Eukaryota, Fungi, Ascomycota, Sordariomycetes, Magnaporthales, Pyriculariaceae. The transcript has 3 exons.